Messenger RNA from Solanum pennellii, 2625 nucleotides. RefSeq names its product transcription termination factor MTEF18, mitochondrial-like. Lineage: Eukaryota; Viridiplantae; Streptophyta; Magnoliopsida; Solanales; Solanaceae. The record is from RefSeq and is a predicted model, not a curated record. Gene Ontology annotation, cellular component: chloroplast. Bases 107 to 1807 code for a protein of 566 amino acids. The transcript is spliced from 5 exons. Gene Ontology annotation, biological process: regulation of DNA-templated transcription; chloroplast organization. Gene Ontology annotation, molecular function: double-stranded DNA binding.
UUUCGCUGAAUUUUCUCGCAAAACCCUUGUGUGGCCCUUUCCCGCAGAAUCGAAAGUGAAGUGAUUUGUUGAAAUCUUAGAGAGAUUUCUCCUUGUCGUUCCAUUGAUGAAGCAUUUGCAGAAACUGACAACUCCAUUAAUUCUCAAAUGGGGUUAUGCUUUUAACAAUUCUAGACCCACUUUUGGUUCCUUCCAAAAGGUCAGGUUUUAUGCAACUGCUAAAAAAUCUAAAUUGAAACAAGAAAAAGAAGAAGAAUGUCAUAUACCUCGUGCAGUGAAGAAGGAAGCACAAGCUGCUUUGCUAGACUACUUGCAUUCCACUAGAAGUUUGCAGUUUAUGGAUGCUGAACAUAUGAGUAAAAACUCACCUUUUUUUCUUUCCAACUUAUUACGAAGAAUUGAUAAUGAAAAUGAUAUUAGACGUUCUUUAACUCGAUUCUUGCGAUAUCAUCCAAUCAAUGAAUUUGAACCAUUCUUUGAGAGUAUUGGUCUGAAACCUUGUCAGUACUUGCCAUUUCUUCCUAGAGAUCUCAUCUUUUUGAAUGAUGAUUAUAGGUUGCUUGAUAACUAUCACAUCUUGUGUAAUUAUGGUAUUUCAAGAAAUAAGAUAGGAUGGAUUUUUGCUGAAGCUCCAGAAGUUUUUAGAUAUGAUUCUGGAGUUCUGGACUUGAAACUUGCUUCUUUUCACGGGGUUGGGAUAGAUCAGUGUACUGUUGUCAAGCUUGUUUGUGCAAGUCCUCAUCUUUUGAUUGGGAAUGUACACAAGGAAUUUUUUCAAGUUUUUGAGGAAUUAAAGAAAACAGGAGUUGAAUAUAGUUGGAUUGAGGAGCAAUUGAAUGGAAAUUUUGUAGAUUGGAGCCACUUACUCGAGCUCAUAUGCUUCUUGAACGGGUUGGGCUUGACUGAUCAACAAUUGGGAAAGUUAAUUUGUCAAGUUCCUGGUCUUCUGUUUGAUUGUUCCGGACGUACUACAUUUUCGCUAAUUGGAUUCUGGUUGAAAUUUGGUAUUCAGAUACCCGAAUUACUUGGUGUAUUUCUACACUUCCCACAAAUUCCAAUAUCCACAUUUGUUUUCAAUAUGAGGCAAGGAUACCAGUUCUUGAUUCAAAUUGAGAUGCCUUUCUUAGAGAUUGGAAAUAUUAUUCAUUCAUACCCUACAUUGCUAGGCUCAUGUGUUUUGAAGAAAGCUACAAGCUUGCUAACUACCCUGAAUACAGGGAAGAAGCGGCUUUGUAGUGUGAUCAAGGAGAAUCCCGAAUUUUUGAGGAAUUUGGUUCGUGGAGCCAAAGUUGAACGGUUACCUAUAGCUGAGGAGGAGCUGAGAUCCAAAAUGAUGAAAACUAAGUUCCUUUUGGAUUUGGGUUUUGCUGAGAACUCGAGUGAAAUGGAGAAAGCUCUCAAAUUAUUUCGAGGGAAAGGGGUGGAGCUCCAAGAGAGGUUUGAUUGUCUGGUAAAUGCUGGUUUGAAUCGAAAGCAUGUUGCUUCAGUGCUGAAAAUAUAUCCGCAAAUACUCAAUCAAAGGAAAGAGGUACUUGAGGCAAAAAUUGAUUUUCUAUUGAAUAAAUUGGGUCUUCCACUGUCUACUUUAAUUUCGUUUCCAUCCUACCUAAACUACACAAUUCCAAGAACCACACUUAGGGUUUCAAUGUAUAAUUGGCUCAAAGAUCAAGGAAAAGUGGACCCAACAUUGUCUUUGAGCACUAUCAUAGCUUGCUCAGAGAAACUAUUCAUGAAGACUUAUGUAAAUCCUCAUCCUAAAGGCCUUGAAGUCUGGCAAGAUCUGAAAAGAGAGAUAUAUCCUGAUUGAGUGAGAUAUCGUGAGUCGUUCCAUCUGGUAGCAUUGACAAAGGGAAGUCUAAAGCUUGAAGUCUCUUUAAAGCAGUCUCCUGCUUAAGUUAAGAUGAUUACCAGUUCUAAAUGUGUUUACUUUGAGUGAAACAAAAAGGAGCAGGCAUCCAGGUGCAUUAUGGAUCAAGGUAUUAAGCUACAUGACAUGGAGUGCCAAACCCCACAGCCCACUUUAAGAACAAAAAUGCUGCAUGUAUGCAUGCUGUAAACAUUGGUCAAUGCAGGAGGAGCUGUUAAAACAUCAAGAACGAAGGAUGAAAAAAAGAAAUCAAAGCCAAGAGGUGAACAACAUCAAAGGUUCUCAGCAAAGUUCGUCUAAUCUUGUCAUUUGCUAAACAAUGGAUGGAACUCCUGGAAAAUUAAUUAUCUUGUCAUAUGCGGAAAAAGAAAACAUCAUCAGUGCACCAUCAUCACCUGCUCCAAUGGACACAGCAGGAAGCAGCAAAAGGAACAUCGAAAAUCCUGUCACAAAAAAUAAAAAGACAAGCAAGAGGCCACUUCCAAUCACAAUCAUUUUCUAGAGGUGAAGACUCCCCUUCCAAAACACUAUAACAAGUGAAAAGCCAUGUCGGCGACACCUUUGCAGUGUGAUUGAAGCCAUUUUUAUCAGUGAAAAGCCAUGUUGGCUACAGUUUGCAAUAUGAUUGAAGCCAUUUUUUGUCACUGCAGCAAGCAUUAUCAUAACGGAUCACUUUCCUUUUGCCUAUGUAAAUAGAAUGUACAUACCUAUGUCAUAAAACUUGGCUCCACCACUAAUAUAUAAUUUUAGUUGUGUCA